This is a messenger RNA of Komagataella phaffii GS115, 1479 nucleotides long. RefSeq lists its product as uncharacterized. Gene Ontology annotation, cellular component: membrane. Bases 1 to 1479 code for a protein of 492 amino acids. NCBI's taxonomy places the organism in Eukaryota, Fungi, Ascomycota, Pichiomycetes, Pichiales, Pichiaceae. Gene Ontology annotation, biological process: transmembrane transport; nitrite transport. The transcript has a single exon. The record is from RefSeq and is a predicted model, not a curated record. Gene Ontology annotation, molecular function: high-affinity secondary active nitrite transmembrane transporter activity.
AUGGCUGACGAUAACUACUUCAGCACGCCUCAUGAGGCAGCUCUGGCACUCGUAGCCACUGCUAUGAAAAAGGCUCGUUUAAGACCAGAGAUGCUAGUUAUAAGUUCGAUCAUAGCAGGGAUGCUGUUCACAGUGGGUGGGAUGCUUCACUUAUUGACACAAGCUCAUUUGCAAGGAUUUAUGUCCGAAUACAUGGGAAUUAUCAAUCUUCUACAAGGAUCAGUUUACCCUAUUGGUUUGUUUUAUGUCGUAGUUUUAGGAACAGAACUGUUCAAUUCCAACGUUUUGUUCUUCACAGUGGCCUUAAUAAGAGGAAGUGUGAGUAUAGUGGAUUUGAUUGUCAACUGGGUUGUUUCUUUUGUGUUCAAUUUUGCUUCUACGUUGUUCGUUUGUGAAGUCAUCUGCCACCUAUCUGGAAUCACUUCUACAGAGACCAUGAGGCUUGGUUCAAUUCAGAUUAUUGAAGAAAAGGCAAGUUGCGGGUUCGUUAAAACUUUGCUCCGAGGUAUACCUGGAAACUUCUUUGUUUGCCUGGCCAUAUAUCUACAAUUAAUGGUAAAACCUCUGCAUGUCAAAUUUUUAAUGAUAUUCUUACCGAUCUUCACUUUUGUUACCAUGGGGUUCACGCAUGUUGUGGCUGAUUUUUAUCUCUGUCUUACGGGAAUAAUAAACGGAAGCUCUGUAAGCAUUGGUGAGUACAUUUGGAAAAUAAUGAUUCCUGCCACCAUUGGAAAUAUCAUAGGAGGAGUGUUUUUUGCCAUUGCCAUUCCAUGGUACUUACACCUUUACGUGGUGGAACAAGAUAGAGAACGUUUAGACCUGCCAGAUUACGUGGAGAAGGAUGAACAACCGUAUCUCAGUAUGGACUCUAGAGUUGUCAGAGUUCCAGAAACGAGGGAUUCCAUUGGCUCAACUGGGUUGACUAGGUUCAAAACUACAAAUUCUGUCCGCUCAACACCAAAAGGUGUAUUCCCUGUCGUGGAUAUGGACUGUGAAGGGGAUGAUGAUAUUGACCAGGUUUUAGAUGCUGACCAGUUCAAGCCAAGUUAUAAUCUCAAAAGAAUGAUGACCAAGAGAAAAAACUCUAAUACUGAUGUAGAAUCGAAAGCUGGUAGUUUCAAACUCGAUAAGUUUGCCUCCCGGGGAACUGUCUCAGAAAGAGAACUAGGACUGUUCCGACGAUUUGCUCCCUCAAGGAAAAAUAGUCACAAAUCAGCGUCCUCAGAGUUUGAGAUACUACAACAGAAAGUCUCCCAAGCAGGAAUAACCCCUGCAGCUGCUGGGGCAUCUGAUGAAAUCGCAGGGACAGAUUCCAACGCUAUUAAAAUGAUGGCUCGAUCUCAUCGAAUGAAUUCAAACUACAGUCAACAAUCUCGUAUGAGCAGCUCCUAUCAUAUAGACCAGCUGAAAGAAGAUGAGGAGCCCAUGAGUUCUAAUGAAACAGACUCUACUGAAUCUAAUAUAAGAACAAGAAUAUGA